AUUGCGCGUUGGGCAGUGCCAUUAGGUCGGAGAGAUGGAUUGGUGUCACGUGCAGCUGAUACUAUAAAUCUGCCAGCUUUCAAUGACCCCGUUGAUGUCCAAAUCAGGAAGUUUGCUGAGAAAGGUCUUAACACCCAAGAUCUGGUUACCCUUUCUCGAGCACAUACACUUGGAACAGGAGCGUGUUUAGUGUUCAGCUACAGGCUAUACAACUUCAACAACACCAAUGGUCCCGACCCGUCUAUUGACCCUGCAUUCCUUACCACGCUCAGAAAUCUGUGCCCCAACGGAGGUGAUAAUAGAAGGCGUGUGGCUCUUGAUACUGGUAGCGAAAACAGAUUUGACACUUCAUACUUUGCAAACUUGAGGAGCGGGCGAGGAGUACGUGAAUCUGAUCAACUGCUGUGGGGAAACCCUACAACACGAACAAUUGCACAACGGUUUCUUGGAGUUAGUGGACUAGUUGGAUUGACCUUCAAUGUUGAGUUUGCGAGAUCAAUGGUGAGGAUGGGUAAUGUUGAAGUGAAAACAGGAACUCAAGGAGAAAUUCGUAGGGUUUGCAGCGCAUUUAAUUGAUCAAUGGCAGAUCUAAGUGGGAAU
Messenger RNA from Lactuca sativa (garden lettuce), 600 nucleotides. RefSeq names its product peroxidase N1. The record is from RefSeq and is a predicted model, not a curated record. Gene Ontology annotation, molecular function: peroxidase activity; heme binding. Gene Ontology annotation, biological process: response to oxidative stress. NCBI's taxonomy places the organism in Eukaryota, Viridiplantae, Streptophyta, Magnoliopsida, Asterales, Asteraceae.